Schistosoma rodhaini is the source of this 597-nucleotide messenger RNA. NCBI's taxonomy places the organism in Eukaryota, Metazoa, Platyhelminthes, Trematoda, Strigeidida, Schistosomatidae. The record is from the annotation of a GenBank genome assembly.
UAAUAAGAAUUCUAAGAUCACUACUGUUUCAUAAGGUAUUGACGGACGAGUCUUUGGAGACGUUUUUAAUAGAUGCUAAAGUGAUAUUGAACAAUUGACCAUUCGUAAAGCCAGUUAAUUACUGGGAUAAUCUGGUUGUACCUAUUCUGGAAUGUAUGGUUACUAUAGUACCUAUCAACCCUUUAGGCGAGAUUCAAGUUGUUGGAUAUGAGAAGAAAUCUACAGCCUAUAUAUUUAGUGUUAGUAAACAAUAUUGGCUCACCGGUAAAUCUGUGGCCAAAAGCUAUAGUUAGACACGCCAGUUAUGGUCCAGGUGGACGAGUCAAAACAGUUCGACUGAAGAUAGCAACUGAAGAGAUCGGCCGGGAUGUACGAAACCUGUGCCUUUUAGAAGAGGCCGAUUAUUUGAAUGCGAUAGCAAAGCCUGGACGUUGUGUCCUUUUUGGUGGGAUGUUAGUUAUGUUCAUAACUAACCAAUCGUUGCUUGAACGCCCAAUAUAUCAAUCUGGUCUGAUGUGUCUGUAAGCUAUCCCUGUUGCGUGUGACUUACCAAUUGAAGGAUAUUAUUACUUUAUCGAUAGCAUUCGAUCAGCACUA